AUGUUCUACUGGGCUGUUCGUCGUCUUCUGGCCCUCAACGCGUCGUCGCAUCGCCGGCGAGGUACUGUGGUGCAACCGUACGACGACGUGCAGCAGGACCAGUAUUUCUGGAACGAGACGACGUCUGCGAAUUUUAGCUACGCUUUUUUGAUAGAGCUGAAAAACGUGGCGAACACGCCGUGCCUCUACAACACCGUCGUGCUGAUCACCAAUCGACUUUUCAAUUAUCAGUCCGGGCUGAAUAAGGAUUUCCCCUACGUGCCCGACGAGGGCUGCAUCACGUUUUCGGUGAUUUUGCUUGGGAGACCAGAUAUCCCGAACGAGGACUUCGAGAAGCAGUACGUCAAUUUAUCUACAAAAACUGCUCCAAGUGAACAACAUUUCCAUUGCAUCUACGAGAUUGCCAAACAGGUUUAUGGAUUU
Mesorhabditis spiculigera is the source of this 423-nucleotide messenger RNA. The record is from the annotation of a GenBank genome assembly. NCBI's taxonomy places the organism in Eukaryota, Metazoa, Nematoda, Chromadorea, Rhabditida, Rhabditidae.